Molecule: messenger RNA, 537 nt
Organism: Hydatigera taeniaeformis
Lineage: Eukaryota; Metazoa; Platyhelminthes; Cestoda; Cyclophyllidea; Taeniidae
Source: the annotation of a GenBank genome assembly
CGACAGCGACUGCAGCAGCUGCCGCAGUUAAAUUCAACUGGAAGCCUCAUCCCUGAGGGUGGCGAUGAGGCCGCAAAAUCAAGUGGAGAGAGACGGAGUAAAGACGCUCCAUUUCCUACCCUGAGACAAACUUCGUUUCCCUGCUCCUUUAGCCGCCUCUCACAAAUGCCGCCCGUGCCUCUCUCUUCCUUCCACUCACCCCCUCGGCCAGGCAACGGCGAUGGAGGACUGCGUUUGUCUCCUCUGGCUGUCCCUUGUCCUCCAGUGGGACGCCUUCUUGAGUUCUCCUCUCUCUCGGAACGCUUGUGGGGCGACGUUAGAGAGUCAGAGCGCCUUCUGGCCACUGCAGUAGCCGCAGCCGCACUGGAUCGGCGGCCUGGCAGCCUUGCCAACCUUCUUUGCCAAUCAUUGGCAGCAGGUCAUCAAAAGUCAUCCAAUUUCCCUCAAACUCGUAAGUGGUCUCAUCUCGUCGGGCAAUUGAUGAUUUUUAAAAUCGAAAACAUUGGCUUUAGCUACCGCAUUAUGGACCUCAUUUGA